This is a messenger RNA of Sceloporus undulatus (fence lizard), 3179 nucleotides long. RefSeq names its product ataxin 7 like 2 (gene ATXN7L2). The record is from RefSeq and is a predicted model, not a curated record. Bases 218 to 2578 code for a protein of 786 amino acids. The transcript has 11 exons. Lineage: Eukaryota; Metazoa; Chordata; Lepidosauria; Squamata; Phrynosomatidae.
AAGAGGACGUCCGGACACGCUGAGAGGGAGGGGGGUUGAAAAGAGUCUGGAAAAAAUCCUCCGCCACCACGAUCCCCGCUCUCCUGCCCUUUUUUCCCCAGAGCAUGCGCAGAGCGGCGCCUCGGCCACAGUGCCUCCGAACUACACUUCCCGUGGUGCACCGAGGGCGCGGCGCCUGCGCAGAGCGGCGCCUCGGGCUGCGCGUCCCCGUGCGGUGAUGGCGGUGCGUGGACGCGCGGCGGCGGCGGCAGUAGCAGCAGCAAUGGCUGCUGUGGAGCGGCGGCUGCCGAGUCUCGAUGACUUCGCGGGGCAGAGCUGGAGCGCCUGGGUGGAGAGAGCCGGGCCGCCCGCCGCCGCCACCGAGACAGGGUCUGACUUGGAAGAAAACAAUCGGAAUGGGAGCAAGAAGAUGGAUGCAAUGACCCUCAUUAAAGAAGACAUGUCUAUCUUUGGUCACUGCCCAGCUCAUGAUGAGUUCUACCUGGUGGUGUGUAACCAUUGUGGCCAAGUGGUCAAACCUCAAGCCUUUCAGAAGCACUGCGAGAGACGACAUGGACCUCUCAACAAACUCUAUGGCCGGGCACAGACAUCUUCAAAUUUACAGAAGUGCCAUGCGAUCAAUGGGCGGUCCCUUACAAGUGGAAGUCACAGAUCCACCAAGACCUGGCAGGAGAAAUCUCAGAGCUCCUUCAGUCAAGCUCAGCAUAUGCCAGAGAGAACAGACAAGAUGCCAAAAGAUAACCUUUGCUUGUUUGUGCCAGUUGUGAACUUAGAGAAGAUCUCCAGCCUUCCAAAGUCAGAUGGGGUUGGAGUCAGGGCUACUGCAAAGUCUUCUGACUCCACUAUCCCCAGACAGUCUUCUGCCAGCUCAAAAGAGAUCCCAGUCAAGCCCUCCUUAGUAGCCUCACCAAAGGAAACCCUAACAUCAGCCAAAGCAGGUGGCAGCUCAGUUAUACCUGCUGAAGGCUUAAGUAGAAAACUGGAGAAUGCUCCCAGCUUGGGGGAGAAGGAGCCUGGCACUGUGAAACCUCUGAAGAAGAUGCCACGGAAAGAAUGUGACUUAAACAGGCAGUGUGGGGUGGUGAACCCUGAAACCAAGAAGGUUUGCACUCGGUUACUGACCUGCAAGAUCCAUUCUGUACAUCAGCGUCGUGAGGUGCAAGGCCGUGCCAAGGACUUUGAUGUCUUGGUGGCUGAAUUGAAGGCCAGUGCCAAGAAAGGGGAGCCGCCCAAGGAGAAGAGCCCAGUGAGGAAGGAGUCGGCAUCUGAACGACUCUUGCAGGACUCCACUUCACUACCACAGGCUUCGGUGGCGCUGGCCAGUGCUUCACCCUGCCGUAUGAAGCAACCAUAUUCCCACUGUGCACUUUCCAGGUCUAGGGUUUCCUCAGAGAGUGACCCUGAUGAUCUGCCUAACACUUCUGGUGAAGUCGACCACCGACUCUAUCCUUUCCCAGUGCCCAAGAGUACUGGCCGGGCUUCAAGUGAAGAGAGUGAAGAUGAUACAGUGGAGGAUUCCCGUAAACUGGAUUGUCAUUAUGCAACACAGUCACCACGACCCCAGGCGUUCUGCACUUUUGGAAGCAGGUUGGUGAGCCCAGGGUGUUACGUGUUCAGUCGACGGCUGGAUCGAUUCUGCUCUGCACUCAGUUCUAUGCUGGAGAGACAUCUGAGCUCACACAUGUGGAAAAGGAUUCCUCCAGCUGCGGAUCACCAGGUUCUUUCCACCCCAUCCCCGACACUUCUGGGCUUCUCCGCAUCCAGUACGUCCCAGAAUUGCAGUUCCUCCCUGGUUUGCAGCCUGCCCCACAGCAUCCCAGGCAGAACCUCUGUGUCUUGUGCAGCUUCAGCCACAGUGGCUUCCAGGGACAGCCGCAGCCACCACGGUAUGAACUAUGCAGUGGGCUCGCCCCAUGCUGCAGCCGCCUGUAGCCAGUCAGACUGCAUGGGUGGGAGCCAGUCCAUCACCUCUCCACUCCCAGCCAACACACCUUCACCCUCGUUCAGCAAGUUGCCUUUGACCAAGGCCAGCAAGUCCUCCAAAGCCAAGGAGACGGCUGGCAGCAUGGAGCCAGAGGCCUUGGCCCGGAAGCGCAAGCAGUCUCCCAGCGCCCCGGCUAGCCCGCCAUACAAACAGACUUGUUUCCUGGAUCUGGGCAAGAGCAAGGCAGCUGGCUGCCAGGUCUCCCACCCUUCUGCCAAGGCCAAGCCAUCUGUGAUCUCUUCCUCCACUCUUUCCUUGAACGGAACAGCCUCUGCAGGUGCCAGAUUCAAGAGGACCAGCCAUCUGGACUGCCGGGCUCCUAGCCAUGUAUCCGUCAAAGCUUCACAACUGGAAAACCGAGCCUCUUCACUGAAUGGGCCCAAAGCAUUACAGGCCAACUGCAUCUCUGAUGAGGAGGCUAAGAGACGCAAGAAUACAGCCACUUACUGUCGACCUGUGAAAGCCAAGCACUCCCCAACUCCCUUGCCUUCCUCUUCCUCAUCUGAUUUAAGUGGCUCCAUCCGAAGGAAGAAGCCAGUUGUCUCCUUGGGCUUUGAGGAGAAGCAGAACACAAUGAAGUCAAAAGCGCAUUAACGGCAAGUGCCUGCGUUCUGCAGAAGGAGCCAGCAGUCUGCGAACUCUACCCCUGGGCCCGAUUCAAAGCCUCUUUGCUUUUUAUAACUUUAUAGUAUUUUUUUAAAAGAAAAAAAAUCCUCUAAAAUAACUCAAGACUCCUGCUAUUCUUUUUCUGCUUAAAUUUAAAAAAGGAUGUGGGUGGGGGGAGAAGGAGCAGGGCAAAGUAAAGAGGGAAACAGAGCAUGAGGAAUGCUGAUAUAAAUGCAACUGAUUCCCAGUUUGUGAAUUUUGUUGCAUAUGAAAUAGCCAGAAUCAGUAGCUCCAUAAUGAAAUUAGGACAGAAUUUUUUUUCUUUUUUAAUUUUUUUUCUGGGGUUGUUUUUAACUUUUUAAAAAAGGAUUCCAAAGUGUGGGAAAAGGGGACCCUGGUACCAAUUAGUUUGUGAGGCAAGGUCAACCACUUUGCUAGGAGUGUCAUUGGGUAUUAGCACAGCUUUGUGGUAAACUGCUGUGUGGUGCCUGCCUGCUUCCCUGUUGCUUUUCCUUUGCCAUUCACUGAAACCACCAGUAAGACUUCACACACUGUCCCUCCUUUUCUCUCUUUGGGUUUUCAGCCUUUA